Molecule: messenger RNA, 1236 nt
Organism: Mesocestoides corti
Lineage: Eukaryota; Metazoa; Platyhelminthes; Cestoda; Cyclophyllidea; Mesocestoididae
Source: the annotation of a GenBank genome assembly
AAUUCAGUUCUCUCCGUUUUCCCAAAACGGUGCUUAUCCGGAGCCGCUGCUGUCCAGUCGAUAAUUACAAAAGAACUAGAUGGCAUCAAAGCUGCUGGAACGUGGAAAACCGAGCGUGUUAUUACCACUCCACAGGCCGCUGAUGUUUGUGUAGAAGGCAUGAGUGGGGGUGUUAUCAACUUCUGUGCCAAUAACUAUCUCGGACUUGCUAGCCAUCCCCGCGUCGUUGAAUCCGCCAUGGAAUGUCUUAAAUCUCAUGGUGCUGGAAUGAGCUCCGUCCGUUUUAUUUGUGGCACUACUGACAUUCACAAGAAGCUUGAGAAAAUGAUUGCUGAUUUCCAUUGCCGUGAAGAUAGUAUUCUUUUCCCAAGUUGCUUUGAUGCCAACGCGGCCAUCUUCGAAACACUUCUCACUCCUGACGACUGUGUCAUCUCUGAUGAACUAAACCACGCCUCAAUUAUUGACGGGAUUCGUCUUUGUCGUGCCAAACGCCUUCGAUACAAUCACGGUGAUAUGAAGGAUCUUGAACGUUGCCUUCAGGAGGCGAAGGACUGUCGCACUAAGCUAAUUGCCACGGAUGGUGUAUUCAGUAUGGAUGGUAACAUUGCAAAGCUUCCGGACAUCCUGGAAUUGGCUGAAAAAUACAAGGCUAUUACUUUCAUGGAUGAGUGCCACGCCACCGGUUUCUUCGGUGACACUGGACGCGGUACUGAGGAGUACUACGGUGUUCAGGGGAAAGUGGAUAUCAUCAAUUCCACGCUUGGAAAGGCUCUUGGUGGUGCUUCGGGUGGCUACACUACCGGUUCGAAGGAACUUGUCGCUCUCCUCCGCCAACGUGGUCGGCCCUACCUCUUUUCAAACAGCCUUCCUCCAGCUGUUGUCGGAGCUGCCAUUGGAGCCUUCAGCCUCCUUACUGAGAGCUCUGCUCUUCCGCAGAAAUUGCAUGCUAACGUUAAACUUUUCCGUGACACUAUGACUGAGCGUGGAUUUAAGCUUUCUGGUGAUUACUGCCAUCCUAUUGCUCCCGUCAUGCUUGGGGAUGCCCGUCUUGCAGCUGAGUUUGCCGACGAAAUGCUCAAGCAUGGAAUCUAUGUGAUCGGCUUCAGCUAUCCGGUUGUGCCAAAGGGCAAGGCCCGCAUACGUGUCCAAAUUUCUGCCGCACACAGUCAGGAACAGAUUAAGAAGGCCAUCGAAGCGUUCACCUCAGUUGGCAAGAAGCUGAAGGUAAUCCAAUAA